This is a messenger RNA of Camponotus floridanus (Florida carpenter ant), 2647 nucleotides long. Its product is annotated as laccase-2. The coding region runs from base 304 to 2493 and encodes 729 amino acids. NCBI's taxonomy places the organism in Eukaryota, Metazoa, Arthropoda, Insecta, Hymenoptera, Formicidae. Gene Ontology annotation, cellular component: plasma membrane. The record is from RefSeq and is a predicted model, not a curated record. Gene Ontology annotation, molecular function: oxidoreductase activity; copper ion binding. Gene Ontology annotation, biological process: iron ion transport. The transcript is spliced from 12 exons.
GUUUUUCACGCAACGUCCAUGGACCGAUUCGGACACAUGCGAGGAUCGCCCGUUCUCCAGAUUAUUACUCUCCUCGUGGCAAGGUAUACGGAGAAAGGUGUUUGUUUAUACGAGAAGAAGAUGGCACGACGGUUACGUUGCGGUGUUAUUAACAAGUGAUUUACGCACGGCACCGAGGGAAAUGCUCUUUGUCGUCCUUGCACGUUGUUACGCGAUGUCGUUCGUGCAGUGUCGUCGUUUUCGUCAAUAUUAUGCCGUCCCCGAGACAUUUUGGACCGGACUUUCUCUUCCCUUUCCGUCGAAAUGUGCAAUUACAGAACGAGAAUGAUAAUCUGGAAUGUGUUCCUUAUUUCGCUUCAACUGAUCAUUCAUGAAAGCCGAUCAGAAAUAAUAAUAACGGCAUACGACGACUUCGGUUUGUCGCCGAUCGAUCCGGAGAUCGCUGACGUCAUCGAUUGGAAACGACAUGCGUGUCGGCGAACAUGCAAGGAUGGCGCGGCACCUCUGGACUGUUAUUACACUUUCAAGCUGGAGUUUUAUUACGCGAUGAGCAAAGCUUGUUACAACUGCCCCUUCAAUAUCACGGAUUGCUUUCGACCUCAUUGCAUCCCGGCGGAUGGCAUAAAGCGAUCUCUCUUGGUCGUGAACCGGCAAAUGCCGGGUCCAGCGAUCGAGGUAUGUCAAGGUGACAGGAUAAUAGUGGAUAUGAUCAACUUGUUACACUCGGAGAGCACUACGAUGCAUUGGCACGGCCAGCAUCAUCUCGCCACGCCGUAUAUGGACGGUGUACCCUAUGUAUCCCAAUGUCCCAUUCCUCCUGGAGCGACUUUCCGAUACAACUACAUUGCCAGUGAAGCUGGGACGCAUUUCUGGCACUCUCAUAUAGGAUUCCAGAGAGGCGACGGUGUAUUCGGAUCGUUAAUCGUUCGUGUACCUCCUAAAGUCAACUGGCACAAGGAUCUGUAUGACUAUGAUGAGCAUAUUCUAGUAGUCGCCGAUUGGGUUCACGAAUUGGGUCUCACUAAAUUUUUAGCGCAUCAUCACUCGGAUGGUCAUAACAAAGCGCCCAACUUACUUAUAAACGGCCUGGGCCGUUUCAUCGCUAUCGAAGGUGAAAACAAGACAUUAGCUGAAAUGCCUAUUUCGACAUUCGUCGUAAAAUCGAAUUUCCGAUACAGAUUCAGACUUAUUAACGCGGAGUUCCUGAAUUGUCCCAUUGAAAUUUCCGUCGACAAUCAUACUUUAUAUGUGAUCAGUUCAGACGGACGUGAUGUUGGACCGAUACAAGCCGAAUCGCUAGUGAGUUACGCCGGCGAAAGGUUCGACUUCAUAAUCGAAAUGGACCAACCGGUGGACAACUAUUGGAUGAGAUUUCGAGGACUGAUGGAUUGCGACGAGAGAUUUCUGAGCGCCUAUCAAGUCGCCUUACUUAGAUAUGAAGGAGCGCCUGAGGAAGAGCCGGCGGUGGAAGUUACAUAUAAUCGCGUGCAAAAUGAUUCUUAUGGAUUGCAAGUGAAUGCUCUGAAUAAAGGAAUCGAAUCAAAUAAUAGUAUCAGUAUCCCAAUGUUGAUUGCGAUGGACGACGAUGACGUGUCGAAUACCAAAGAACCGGAUUAUCAGUUCUACAUAUCGUAUGAUUUUUAUGGGAAAGAUAACCCGCACUUUAAUCGCAAGAAUCUAUAUGGUUUUCAUCAAGUAAAGGAUAUAAGACAGAAAUUAUUCACACCGCAACUAAAUCACAUAUCAAUGAAGCUACCAUCAUUUCCACUCAUGCCCGAAAGAAAUCUUAUAAAGCCGAAUCAGUUUUGUAACUCCAGCACGGUCGAGGGAUGCGAGAGUGAUUACUGCGCUUGUACUCAUGUACUCCAGGUGAAAAUUAACAGUGUAGUGGAACUGAUUCUGAUUGACGAAGGUGUUCCGUAUGACGCGAAUCAUCCGUUUCACCUUCACGGUUACCAGUUCCGCGUUGUGGCGAUGGAGAAGAUAGGAAGUAACAUUACGGCCGCUAAAGUAAAGGAAUUAGAUAAGCAAGGUUUAAUAAAUAGGAGACUCACGCGAGCACCUUUGAAGGACACGGUGACCGUGCCUGAUGGUGGUUACACCAUUGUGCGAUUUCACGCUGAUAAUCCAGGAUACUGGCUGGUUCAUUGUCACAUUGAAUUUCACGCGGAAAUAGGAAUGGCCUUGAUCUUCAAGGUAGGUGAAAACGAAGAGAUGCCGCCAGUACCUCGUAAUUUUCCUAAAUGCGGGGAUUGGAAAUUGACAGAUGAUCAGAACGAAGGUAACUCGGAGAUCACUACAAAUUCAACGACAAUCGAUAAAGAGGAAUCAGAAGAACACAAUCAUCUCAUAGAUAGACUAGACCAUCUUCUGAAAUAUCUUGAACAACUUUUGAAAUUACAAAUGAAAUCUUCGGCGUCCAAUUCGAGUAUAACAUUAAUCCUUUUUGUCGCUUGCAUUCUGAGUUCUGUGAUUCGCGCGCGCUCUUUAUGAUACACAUGUAAUAGUAAUAAUAGAUUACAAAUAUAAUUAAUAUAAGGAGUAUUUGCACGCAAACAAAACAAUUUAAAUAGACUAAUAAGACAAUAAAAUGCGCCAGAAUGAAGAGUAAUAAGUAAUGGACGUUUUUUUUGACGUAACUAAGUAU